AUGGAUAAAUUUUUAAUUAAGCAAUCACAUUCUAGUAGCAGGCCAUCUGUUAGUUCACAUGUAGCUCCAGAAGCUCAAAGAGAGACAAUUACACAUUCUUCUUCAAAUGUUGAUUGUAUUCUUGGGGUUGGAUCUCUCAAACGGGAUCCCGGAGAAAGAAAAUCCAUCUUUGAAUAUGAUUUUAAUAUUCGAGAUGUUGUGAGGAGACAUUACAUUUUGAUGGGGCCUUAUCAACCAAAACUUCGUGUAUAUCCUAAAACAACAUUUGGGACUAGGAAUCUGCAAUUUAAUCCUGUGUGGUUUAAUGCUCCAAAUUCUGCUUGGUUGGAAUAUAGCAUAGAUGAUGAUGCUAUAUUUUGUUUGUGUUGUUAUCUCUUCAAGAAUGAAUUUGAAAGUCGUGGCAAUGCGGAAAAAUCAUUUACACAAGAUGGAUUUAAGAAUCGGAACCAUGGUCUGGAAAGAAUUCAAUUGCAUGUUGGUGAGGUGAAUAGUAUUCAUAACAAAUGUUUGAAUAGGAUGCUUGAUUUGCGAAUCAACGUCAAUCAAUUCAAUCUUUUCUUUACAAGCAAAGUGAAAAACAAAAAGUUUCUCCUAAGAAAUGGAUUGCCAUUUCGUGGUCAUGAUGAGAGUGAAGAUUCCUAUUACAAAGGUCUUUUUCUUGAACUUGUGAAAUUUCAUGGGGUUAAUCGUCCGGAUGUGGAAAAGGUGAUAUUACAACAUGCUCCAAAAAAUGAUAUGAUGAUUUGUUCAACAAUUGAAAAAGAGAUUGUGGAUGCUUGUACUAAAGAAACAAUUAAAGCUAUCAUCAAAGACUUGGAUGGUGAUUAUUUUGGAAUACUAGUUGAUGAGUCAAAGGGCAUUUCACAGAAAGAGCAAAUGGCACUAGUUUUACGAUAUGUUAACAAAAACGGAGAGUUGAUAGAAAGCAUUUUGGAUAUUGUUCAUGUGGGUGAUACAUCCGCAAGAUAA
Solanum tuberosum (potato) is the source of this 969-nucleotide messenger RNA. Its product is annotated as zinc finger MYM-type protein 1-like. NCBI's taxonomy places the organism in Eukaryota, Viridiplantae, Streptophyta, Magnoliopsida, Solanales, Solanaceae. The record is from RefSeq and is a predicted model, not a curated record. The transcript is spliced from 2 exons. Bases 1 to 969 code for a protein of 322 amino acids.